UUUAAACUAUAGACGGGACCAGAUCAAUAUAUAGUUAGAAAAUUUAUAUUAAAGGUAGUAGAAUAAAUAAACAGGCAUGUUGAAACUUCACGUUUGGGGUGAAGGGCCUAUAGUAUCCAUUAUAUCACCAGAAUGUAUUGCAGCAACUUGGAUACUAACAAAUAAUCCAAAUAUCCCAGUAAAUGAAUAUGAGAUUAUUACUUCUAGUAAUACUAAUUUAUCAGAUAUUCAUAAAUUACCUACUUUAAUAGUCGAUAAUUCUGAAAAAAUUAUUAAAUAUCAAGGAUUUCAAGAAAUUGUAAGUUUUCUUGAACAAAAAUUUGUAAAAGAAUCCAAAUCUUCACCUAUACUUUCAAGCAAAUCACAAUUAAAUGUACGAGAGAAUUUAAUCAAUGUUGGAUUAAUUACCCAAUUAUUAAGUAAAAUAGAGUAUAUUCACCAGUACAAUUUGUUUAUAAAUAGCAAAAAUUAUGAGGGGUACGUACGAAAGUUAUUUCUGAGAUAUUUACCAUUUCCUAUGAUGUAUAAUCAACCACUAAAAUUUUAUAAUCAAGCACAAGCACAAGUUCAAUUAAUUGGACUUAAUCGAGGUAAAGUUGGAUUUUUCAGUCUUAGUGGUAAUCAAGAUACCACCCAAACUGAAUAUUUUAAUAAUGACGUAGAUGAUGAUGCAUAUGAUGAUAGUUCUGAUGAUAUAGAGUCCACUAAACCAUUGAGUGCAUUACACGAGAGGCUGAUUAUUAGUAAAUCGAAAGAGAAGCAAAUGCUUGAACAAUCCAAGAAUUCAAUGAGAUGUAUGAACUUACUCAAUUCCUAUCUCGAUUAUUUUUUCAAAGCUUAUCAAGAGUUUCACCCUGGUACAAAUAGUUAUGGAACUAUAUUCCAUGAAUCAAAACUAAGUACAUCAGAAGUACUUUUAAUUGCAUAUAUAUAUUGUUUGACAUUUGAUGAGUUACCAGAUAGGUUUAUUCAUACAUAUUUAAAGUUUAAACAUUCACAAUUUUUAGAAUUUGCUGAUAAUAUUUCUAGCCAGUUUUCUACUAUCAGUAAAAAGGGAAAUAUCAGAGGACCAGUAAGUGAAGAAAUUCCUAGUCUUUACAAUGAGAUCAAGUACUGGACAGGUGCUAUUAAGUACUGACCCUUUCAAAUUUAUAAUUGCCAUGUAUAUACUCCAUAGAACUCUGUAAUAUAAUAAUGUUGUAAUUUUGCAUUCAAAAACCAGAAAUGUUUUACCCGGCGAAGGGUGUUCUCAUCCUCAUCCUAAAAAAGCAUUUUGCUACAAUUUUUCGUAUCGUUCAUAUAUGUUCUUCUUUUAGAUCUUUAGACUUACUUGGCAACUUAAGCAUAGUUUCAUUCUAUACAGAUAUAUAUACCAUGUAU
This is a messenger RNA of Scheffersomyces amazonensis, 1380 nucleotides long. It is a transcript of the gene SAM37, whose product is annotated as SAM complex subunit. The transcript has a single exon. Lineage: Eukaryota; Fungi; Ascomycota; Pichiomycetes; Serinales; Debaryomycetaceae. Bases 77 to 1138 code for a protein of 353 amino acids. The record is from RefSeq and is a predicted model, not a curated record. Gene Ontology annotation, biological process: mitochondrion organization. Gene Ontology annotation, cellular component: SAM complex; cytoplasm.